AUGAUGCCUGGUCCCUCGGAACCAACACCUGUCCAACUAAACCAUAUACUUGAACCACUGGUGAAGGAGCUCUGGCUUCUCAAGAAUGGCGUUAGCAUGGACAUACAUGGCGAGGAAGAGCCCGAGAAUGUGUUUGGUGAUAUCAUGUGCACAAACUGUGAUACACCUGCUGCACAGUGUCUCUCUGGUCAAGCAGGGCACUCUGCAGACCUUCAUCCUUGUCCAUAUUGUUCAACUGUGAUGCUGGAUAUCAACAAGGUGUCAUCAUAUGGUGACGGAGACCGUACACUCAAAGAUGAUGAAGACUUGCUUUACUAUGCUUUCCAGUAUCACAAUGCACCAACUGCUCACCAGAAACCAUAUCCUCAAGCACCAAGGUAUCUGGUGGUCAGAAUUAAAUCUGAUACCCAACUGGCUUCCUUGAAGGAAAACUGCCCUUGA
Molecule: messenger RNA, 441 nt
Organism: Marasmius oreades (fairy-ring Marasmius)
Lineage: Eukaryota; Fungi; Basidiomycota; Agaricomycetes; Agaricales; Marasmiaceae
Exons: 3
Coding region: 1-441 (146 amino acids)
Source: RefSeq, a predicted model, not a curated record